AUCCAAACAUAAUUGCUAUGGGUUUUCCUGCGGAGAGGCUUGAAGGAGUAUACAGGAACAACAUUGAUGAUGUAGUAAGGUUUUUGGAUUCAAAGCAUAAAAACCAUUACAAGAUAUACAAUCUAUGUGCUGAAAGACAUUAUGACACAGCCAAAUUUAACUGCAGAGUUGCACAGUACCCUUUUGAAGACCAUAACCCACCACAGCUAGAGCUUAUCAAACCUUUUUGUGAAGAUCUCGACCAGUGGCUAAGUGAAGAUGACAAUCAUGUUGCAGCAAUCCACUGUAAAGCUGGAAAGGGACGAACUGGUGUAAUGAUAUGUGCAUAUUUGUUGCAUCGAGGCAAGUUUUUAAAGGCUCAAGAAGCCCUAGAUUUCUAUGGGGAAGUAAGGACCAGAGACAAGAAGGGAGUGACAAUUCCCAGUCAGAGACGCUACGUGUACUACUAUAGCUACCUGUUAAAGAAUCACCUGGAUUACAGACCAGUGGCACUGCUGUUUCACAAGAUGAUGUUUGAAACAAUUCCCAUGUUCAGCAGCGGAACUUGCAAUCCUCAGUUUGUGGUGUACCAGCUAAAGGUAAAGAUAUUCACCUCCCCUUCAGGACCCUCAAGACGUGAAGACAAGUUUAUGUACUUUGAAUUCCCUCAACCUUUGCCGGUGUGCGGUGACAUCAAAGUGGAAUUUUUCCACAAACAGAACAAGAUGUUGAAAAAGGACAAAAUGUUUCACUUUUGGGUAAAUACAUUCUUCAUAGGACUGGAUGAAAAUUCAGACAAAGUAGAAAAUGGAAGUCUAGUUGCAGAUCAGGAACUUGAUGGUAUUUUCAGUACAGAGCGCUCAGAUAAUGAUAAGGAAUAUUUAAUCCUUACAUUAACAAAAAACGAUCUAGACAAAGCAAAUAAAGACAAAGCCAACAGAUAUUUCUCUCCAAACUUCAAGGUGAAGCUAUUUUUCACAAAAACAGUAGAAGAGCCAUCAAAUCCAGAGGCUAGCAGUUCAACUUCUGUAACACCAGAUGUUAGUGACAAUGAACCUGAUCAUUAUAGAUACUCUGACACCACUGACUCUGAUCCAGAGAAUGAACCUUUUGAUGAAGAUCAGCAUACGCAGAUUACAAAAGUCUGAAUAUUUUUUUUAUCAGAGAUAAAAAA
Molecule: messenger RNA, 1153 nt
Organism: Nestor notabilis (Kea)
Lineage: Eukaryota; Metazoa; Chordata; Aves; Psittaciformes; Psittacidae
Gene: PTEN
Product: phosphatase and tensin homolog
Exons: 8
Coding region: 18-1127 (369 amino acids)
Biological process (GO): negative regulation of cell population proliferation; cell motility; protein dephosphorylation
Cellular component (GO): cytosol; nucleus; plasma membrane
Molecular function (GO): inositol-1,3,4,5-tetrakisphosphate 3-phosphatase activity; phosphatidylinositol-3,4-bisphosphate 3-phosphatase activity; phosphatidylinositol-3,4,5-trisphosphate 3-phosphatase activity
Source: RefSeq, a predicted model, not a curated record